Phyllostomus hastatus (greater spear-nosed bat) is the source of this 1406-nucleotide messenger RNA. RefSeq names its product carboxymethylenebutenolidase homolog (gene CMBL). The transcript is spliced from 6 exons. The record is from RefSeq and is a predicted model, not a curated record. Bases 181 to 918 code for a protein of 245 amino acids. Lineage: Eukaryota; Metazoa; Chordata; Mammalia; Chiroptera; Phyllostomidae. Gene Ontology annotation, molecular function: hydrolase activity.
UCCCGCCGCCCUUGGUCACCGCGUCCACUUCCGCCCUGGAAGGAGGCGCCUCCCACUCGGCUCACCCCUGACCGUGGCUCGGGGCUCGGUGGGUCUGCGGCGCUGCCCCCUCCCGGUGUCGCCCCCUCUGCGCGGUAGGCAGUUUCCAGCCAGCGGAAGAGCCCAACUGAACUGUCUCCAAUGGCUAAUGAAGCUCAUCCCUGUCCCUGUGACAUUGGCCAUAAGAUAGAGUAUGGAGGGAUGGGGCAUGAAGUUCAAGUUGAGCACAUCAAGGCUUAUGUCACCAGAUGCCCUGUUGAUGCCGGCAAAGCCGUGAUUGUCAUUCAAGAUAUAUUUGGCUGGCAGUUGCCCAAUACCAGAUACAUGGCUGACAUGAUUGCCGGAAAUGGAUACACAACCAUCGUUCCAGACUUCUUUGUAGGGCAAGAGCCUUGGCACCCCUCUGGGGACUGGUCUACCUUUCCGGAGUGGUUGAAAACAAGAAAUGCCAGAAAUAUUGAUAAAGAGGUUGAUGCUGUCUUGAGGUAUCUGAAACAGCAGUGUCACGCCCAGAAAAUCGGCGUCGUGGGAUUCUGCUGGGGAGGAGUUGCUGUCCAUCACGUGAUGAUGAAAUACCCAGAGUUCAGGGCUGGGGUGUCCGUCUAUGGCAUCGUCAAGGAUUCUGAAGACGUGUACAGUUUGAAGAACCCCACGUUGUUCAUUUUUGCUGAGAACGAUGCUGUGAUUCCUCUUGAGCAAGUCUCUUCGCUGACCCAGAAGUUGAAAGAACAUUGCAAAGUGGAAUAUCAAAUUAAAACAUUUUCUGGGCAAACUCACGGGUUCGUGCAUCGAAAGAGAGAAGAUUGCUCGCCUGAGGACAAGCCCUAUGUUGACGAGGCAAGACGGAAUUUACUCGAAUGGCUGAGCAAGUAUGUUUAGCAGUGGCCAGCGCAAACUUUUCUCAAGAUGGCUUUUGUUCAGAAAUGGGCUUGGGAAUACAUAGAUCAUUUGAUUUAAUUUCUACUUUACAUAAAAUAAAUCAAAGAAUCCUGAAAUUCAUGAUUUCAUCUGAAACAAAUUCAGUAGGAAAUAAAAAUUGUAAAAGUAGAUUAGUACCUGAAGAAUUUGAUUGCUAGAGUCGUAUCCUGUUAAGAAGAACCGGGGGCUAUUUCGGGCCAGCUGACAGCUCAGCUGUGGCUUUCCUGGGCUGUAAUAGAGGACAACCUUUCAAAUGACUGAUGUUGCAAAGCCACGGUGACAUGAACUAUAAACUCAGAUCGAAUGAAAGCCCCGCUUAAUUAGACAUUUAUCUUUGUCUUAAUACAAAUACAUUUCAUGUCCCUAUAUGGCGCUACAAAAAAUAAAGGUGAAAAUAUGGUCCCAUGGGCCUAAUUAUAUCAAGCUAAUAAAUUUUUUGAGUUUUUGAA